AUGACUUCGACGACAACACAAGGGGGUGUCCUGCCUGUACCCAAUGAGGCUAAUCAAGGCUCCAAUGGCGAGAGGACAGACCUUCAGAGUAGGAUCAUCGUGGUAUACAUCGUUAUGACGAUUCUCUCCACAAUGGUACUUGGGUUGCGGCUGUACACUCGGACCUUUAUCCGCCGCAUGAUUGGAUUGGACGAUAUCUUGGUAGUCCUCAGCUGGCUGGGGUGUGUGGCAUGGCUGGUAGUCGGCUUUCAAGCGUUCCAAUACGGCUUCGGCCAGCAUCUGUGGAAUGUGACAGCGCAACAACUGGCCGGCUACACCAAGAUGCUGGUUGGCAUAAUGGUAGUCUAUGUCUGGACGCCUGCACUUGCAAAGCUCUCGCUGCUGGCACUCUACUAUCGUCUCAACCCGGAUUACACGGUCCGCGCCUGUAUCUACGCGUUAGCAACUCUCGUGUCUGGGUAUUCACUGGCCAUCACCGUUGUUGCUGCCGGUCCCUGCAACCCUCGAGUCCAUACCGACCAGAAAUGCCUUACUGACCUCAAUCUUUUCAUGGCGUGCGUCAACAUCAUCACAGACUUUUUAAUUCUGUGCCUGCCGAUACCGAUGCUGCGUGCUCUGCAACUGCCACUGAAACAGAAGAUCCUGCUAGCACUGGUCUUCGCACUCGGGUCUGGCGUCGUCGUCAUCUCCAUUGUUCGCAUCAUAUACGUCUACAGCAUGAUCAGCAACCCCGACUCAACUUACAACGUCGCCAAGGCGUGCAUCUUCUCCACAGUGGAGCUCAACGGAGGCGUCAUUUGCGCAUGUGCGGCGCUCCUCAAGCCCUUCAUACAGCAGCACAUGCCAUGGAUAUUAUCUCUUUCGAGCAGAACCGGAACCGGAAAUCGCUCUAGCAGCCGCAAGUUGAGAAUGCCCAAGAAGCGCAACAACGAGAAGGACCUUGAGUUGCGUGACAUAGAAGCAGACCACGCCGCACGCCGGCAGGCCAAGAAUAAAUUGAACCGCCAAAUCGCCGUGACCAGGUCGUACAGUGUCCAGGAUUCAAAGACGGGGAAAAGCAGCGGUGACAGUAUGGAAGAUCUGUUUGCACCGAGCGCCGGUUGGAACGGUGGGCGGUAGUUCAUUACUUAGGAAGUAUGCUCCUCGAUGGUAUGCCACGGAUACUAUAAGAUCCGUUAGGCUGCAAGAAGAUAUAGGUAAUGUUUGACAGGAAGCGUGAACAUUGGGACAUAUUGUACUGAACGAAUACUUGGC
Exserohilum turcica Et28A is the source of this 1254-nucleotide messenger RNA. RefSeq lists its product as uncharacterized. The coding region runs from base 1 to 1119 and encodes 372 amino acids. The record is from RefSeq and is a predicted model, not a curated record. Lineage: Eukaryota; Fungi; Ascomycota; Dothideomycetes; Pleosporales; Pleosporaceae. The transcript has 3 exons.